Maylandia zebra (zebra mbuna) is the source of this 3756-nucleotide messenger RNA. RefSeq lists its product as uncharacterized. The record is from RefSeq and is a predicted model, not a curated record. Gene Ontology annotation, molecular function: DNA-binding transcription factor activity, RNA polymerase II-specific; telomeric repeat DNA binding; RNA polymerase II cis-regulatory region sequence-specific DNA binding. Gene Ontology annotation, biological process: regulation of telomere maintenance via telomere lengthening; telomere capping; regulation of transcription by RNA polymerase II. NCBI's taxonomy places the organism in Eukaryota, Metazoa, Chordata, Actinopteri, Cichliformes, Cichlidae. Gene Ontology annotation, cellular component: nucleus; shelterin complex.
CCAAGCUUUUUUCUUUCCCCCCAUUUUUAAGUCGCGUUGGUUUUAGUCAUUGUCAUGAAUAACAAGUGACGUUUUUAACGUGUCUGACGAAGAAAGGAGAAGUAGUAGAAAAGAAAGGACACCCCCCUAUAUUUAUAGCUAAUUUCUGAUUGUGUGCGAUCGAGUGCAGUGGAUGAACAGGAUGGAAAAUGAUAUUUCAGAAGGGAAAUCUACUAACUCUUCAGGUGCAACACUCUCCCUCACUGCCCUGCGCCUCCUGGUCCCACCACUUCGGUUGGUCUCCGCAGCCGUCUGGCAGACCAUCCAGCAAAAAGUUAUAGCUGAUUACGGGAUGCUUGAGGAGUUUGUGUCUAUGGUUACAGACAUUCUUCCAGAGCUGCUCACCAGCCGCCAGCGGACUGAACUCAGCCUGGGCCUCAGAGCACGGCUGAUCCUGGAGUUAUACCAGCGUGAAGCUCCUGCUGACUUUGAGAUCAUCCAGCCACACUUGGACAGGAUGCAAGUGCUCAUCAAUGCAUGGCUAGUGGAGGCUGGUGGUACUAAUGUAGAACUGCCACAAUCAAACUUUGUGGAUCUUGUAAAGAACUUGCAGAAUGAUGCUGAAGAAAGAGAGCACUUCUUUCAGAAUGUUUUCCCUGUAGAGUUUGGUCCUGCAUAUGAUGAAACACUUCACACUUUGAUGUGCCUGUUUUUAUCCAGAUUUGAAAAGAUUCUUCAUCUUCAGUCAUUCCAGCAGGUUGCCUCCAUGUUUGGUGAAGCUUCUUCUGCUCUCAAGGACUGCAUGCAGUUGGUGUCUCAGUGUGAAGAGCUCAAAACUCUGCUGCAGUAUCAAAAACACCUUAGCCAACUAGAUCAUAUAGAUAGUUCUCUGGACGGUGAGUGGAUCAUUUCAGCUCUAAACCUUCCCUGUGUAGAAAAAACAGAAACGCUUAAAACACAAGCAAAGGGCAGCAUUUUGGAUGAAUUGUUAUUUUCAUCAGAUUUGGAAAAGGAAUCACUGGCUCCAGAACAGCAGACGUGUGAGACCAAUGAUGGUAAAAGUGAUUGGACUCCUGAGCACAAUGGAACACAGUUGCCUUUAGGAGAUUCAACAAAACAUGCCGAAAAUGUAAAUCUUCAAAGUCAGACAGAUGGUUCUUGUUGCCUAAUCAAAGAGUGCCACGUUCGUCUAAGAAGACUUGACCUGCCACUGUCUUUACAGUCUCGACCUGUGAGAUCAAACAGAGGCCUAAGAAUGAAAAAGAUUCUCCAAGAGGUGAAAGGGCAACUUUGUGGAGAGGCCCUACCUGCUGACAAAUCUAUUUCCACGAAAGCAAAACAGUUCGAGAGGGUUUCUCAAAUGCUGUCAGACAAUGAGGAUUCAGGCAAAGACUCCUCAUACAUGGCUCCCAUCAGUACUUGCAGUGAAGAUGACUCCUGGUCUUACUACUCGGAUAAGGACUCUUGUCAUAACACUGUUAGUAGAAGUCCCAGUGUAACUGAUUCAUGGUCUCACUACUCAGACGAUGAGUCUUCAAUUGUGAGUCCUGUUAACAGUUUCCCUGAAAGUGGUUCAGUUUGUAGCAGCUCAGAUGAGGACCCUUCGUUCCUGGGUCCUAAAGAUGUGUCAGAUUCUAGCAGAAAUCGGGGCACUGCUGGCAUAAAGCAUAGCUCUACCAAACACACUCGUUUAAUCCAGUGCUUUAUCUGCAAAGAGCAUGUCAACACAAACCUGAGAACUCACAUGAAAACCCACUUUCCCACCAAUGACUACGCGUGCCCUCGAUGCGAUAGCAGGUUUAAACUCCUAUCCUCUCUGAAGAAGCACUUGAAUAAGACUUGUUAUGAAUAUGCUCAGCAGCAUGUAGAUCCAGGGAAUCCAGAUGAAGUCAAGAAUCUUUACAAAUGUGACAUAUGCCAAGAGGCGUUCAAGUACAAAGUUGCUCUGCAAAAGCAUACGCUGACCCACAACGAGCUCUACUGCAACGUAUGCAGAAAGGUCCUUCGAGAUGCUGCAACGCUGGCAAGGCACAAAGUUUCACACACUCCAUUUCAGUGCAACCGCUGCGACAAGUCUUUCAGUCUUUUCAAGCCCUUACUCAAACAUUACGAAAACAUCCAUAAAGUCAGCAGACCAUUCAAAUGCAGCCAUUGCCCCAAAACUCUCCCCAGGCUGCGAUUUUUAAUCAUACAUGAAUGGCACCACACAGGCCACCUGCCGUUCCGGUGUUCUCAUUGCAGCCUGAGAUUCAAAUGUGAUUCUGAGCUCAUGUACCACGAGAGGGUCCACACCAGAGAGAAACCCUAUCUGUGUGCAGAGUGCGGCAAGACGUUCGCCCAAAAGUCCAACAUGUUGCGCCACCUGCACUUCAUCCACAGCGAGUCUCGAAAUGAGAAGAAGCACUCUUGCUCUCAGUGCGAGAAGUCCUUUAAAGAGAAAGGAGCGCUGAAAAAGCACCAGAGGAGCAAACACUUACACGAGUUGUUCCGUAAUCCAUGUCCGACCUGCGGGAAGAUGCUUUCGUCAUCAACGAUGAAAAGGCAUAAAUUAAUCCACACUGGAGAAAGACCUUUCAAAUGCACUGUGCCUGAAUGCGAAAAGUACUACAGAUCAACCUCGGAGGUUAAGAAACACAUUCUCAUGCACCAUACCACAGAAAGGCCGUAUAAAUGUGACAUCUGUGGAAAGGGGUUUGUAAAAAUAUGGUAUCUCAAUGUACAUGCUCGAAUACAUUCGGGAGAAAAACCAUUUGUUUGCCAUAUCUGCGGCAAGGCCUUCCUAAAGGCCUACAGCAUGUUCAGGCACAAAAGACUUCUACAUACAUUUGUUACACAUUAACUACGUGACACAGGAAUGCUUGAUUGGUUAAGGAAAGUAGCUUCUUGGUGUGAAUGCGCAUUGAAUCUGAAUUCUGUCUAAUGGGCAGCAAGGAGCAGAUGUUGCAAAAGCUGGCAAAAUAAUUCCCUAUUUACUAUUUAAAGUAUGUAUGUUUUCAUUUGAACCACUUGUCUACCAAGAGUGAGCGAUGACAGAGGUCACUGCCACAGGAAACCAACCAACUGGACAAAAAAAAGAGAGAGAGAGAAAGAAUCAAAACAUGUCCAGCUAACUUUGUAACCACUUUGAGAACCCUCCAAAUGCUUGUUCAGGGGUAAAGUUAGCAGUACGUUUUAGGUUAUUGUUAGGCACUUAGAUGCUUAAACCUCAGGUAAAAAGUGUGUGAAUACACUGAUGCCAGUGAAUUACCUCACAAAGAUACCUAGACAAAUGUCUGCUUUGUGCUACACAGAAAGAGGAGCACACAGAUUCAAAUAGUCUACGAUGAAACUGAAAAAGUAGUGGUUCCAGCAUGUAAAAUACUUACAGUCCCACAGUUAAAUGUACUAUCUCUGUGUGGGGCACAGGCUGCGGUGACUGUUGUCUAAGUCAGCAGCUGACAGUACAAUGAAAAAAACAAACAAACACUGUAAACACAAUAAAAAUGCAGGAUACAUACUGGAGGUGAACGAGUUCAGCUCGGUGUAUAAAGAUCUUUGUCUUCUCCCAACUUCAAUUCAUAUGAAGAAUUACCAUAUUUGUUUCAUGUGUACUUUGUAUUUAGCAGUGUAAUUUUUUUAACUAUUUAGUUUGUUUGAUUUUACAUCAUAUGUUUUGUUCUUUUUCAUGUUGUGUAUAAUGUGUUUUAGGCACGAAGCAGAAAAGUGAGCAGCAUUCAGCUUCUUCUGUGGAUCAUUUUCAUCUGUUUUUUUAUCAAAAAAUUAAAAUGGUGAAGCUUU